AGUGGGCUGAGGUGUCUGCUAAAUUAGGACCAGCUCUACAAGUUGGAGAAGGCCUCGUCUGGAAGAAUGGUGAGGCCAAAUCCGGCAGUAAUUCCAAACAUGCAGCCCAUUCUAACCCUAACAUCAACCAAAAGCCAACUCCUAGAGAUGAAUUUGAUGAACCUGAGUUUGAACAGCCGGUUAUGUCUCAUGGAAAAUCAUUACCUAUGGUGUUAACAAAUACUACAAAGCCUGGGGGUGUUGCUCAAGCCCAAUCUUCCCAGGGUAUUAACAUUGACAGUGCACCAGCCCCACCUAGUCAUGACCCUGAGGAGGCAAAUACACAGAAUAAAGACAGAAGUAAAGUUGCAUUGACAUCAUGAGUUGUGUGUGAUGGAUAAUAUUACAAUGUACAUAUGACAUGUAUUGUUUUGCUAGUGACGUCAACUGAGAAAUGUAGGGACAUUUACUGGUAGUGACAUCAACUGAGAAAUGUAGUUGUGACAUAGCUGUAUUGCUUUGGUGUUCCCUUAGGAAAAAAGUUAUGUGUAUUACCCAUAGUGUUAUCCAUAAUAAUGGUAAUUCAUUAGGUCAUUUAUGGUUUAUAUAUCCAUAACCCAUAGUGUUACCCAUAGUGUUACCCAUAAGCGAUAGUUAUGGUUAAAACCUACAUGUUAUAACAAUGAUAUACUCAUAAUUUAACAUAGGUAAAGGUUAUGGGCUAAACAUGGUUAGUGACUAUGUGUGAAUUAUGUGUUAC
Messenger RNA from Owenia fusiformis, 739 nucleotides. The record is from the annotation of a GenBank genome assembly. Lineage: Eukaryota; Metazoa; Annelida; Polychaeta; Sabellida; Oweniidae.